Colletotrichum fioriniae is the source of this 1002-nucleotide messenger RNA. The record is from RefSeq and is a predicted model, not a curated record. NCBI's taxonomy places the organism in Eukaryota, Fungi, Ascomycota, Sordariomycetes, Glomerellales, Glomerellaceae.
AUGAAGUUCACAGCAAGGGAGGAAGGGUACAAGCGAUCAACCCCUUACUCACUCACCACUGCUUACAAGACUGAUGUCUGGAAACGGCAGAUCAAGGAAUUCCAUUCCUACGCCGGCGGCCUCCCGGCUCUAGAGUGCUCCAACAACCCCCUGCGCUUCAAGUUCUCCUGGUCGCCCCGAGGCUCGCUCCUUGCGCAGCUCAACCCGGCAUCCUACCUCCAGAAUGGUCAGAUCGUUGAUGUUUCCCGCGAAGAUCUCAUGAAGCAGGCCAAGCCGUACCACGUGAUGGACGGAUACUCUUUUCUGGCGUACCCUAACCGGAACUCCGUCCCCUUUCGGGAGUUCUACAGAAUUUCUGAAGCAGAGACGGUUGUGCGCGGGUCGCUGCGGUAUGAAGGGAACCCGGCUUUCGUGGUGGCGUUGACGAAGCUUGGAUUGUUGAGCACGCAGCCACUGGGAUGGCUGGACAAGGGUAACGAUGAUUUGGUGUUGCGGGAGGUUUUCGGACGGGCGAUUGGUGCUGCGGGGACUGACGAACAGUGUCUGGUCACGCGCAUUGACGAGAUUUGCGAGUUCCCGGACAUUACUGAGAGGAACAGAAUCAUUGACGGCCUGCGGUGGAUCGGACUCUUUUCUGACAAACCGGCAACUCUCCGCGGCAAUCUCUUAGACACACUGUGUGCGGAGCUCGAAAGACUCAUGAGCUAUCAGCCUGGCGAGAGAGAUCUGGUCAUGCUUCAGCACAAGUUCGUUGUCGAGUGGAAAGAUGGCAGUCGAGAAACAAUCACAUCGACACUUGAGCUUUUUGGAGAACCUGGUGGGUAUUCUGCCAUGGCCAGGACCGUUGGUGUGACCUGCGGCAUUGCUACGCAGCUCCUGCUUGACAGUGAACCUGCUUUGAAUAUGCCUGGGGUGUUGGCGCCAUACACUUCAGGGAUAUGUGAUCCCAUUCGCAAGAUCCUUGAGAAGGAGGGGAUUAGCAUGAUAGAAAAGACACUUUGA